This is a messenger RNA of Paramecium pentaurelia, 310 nucleotides long. Lineage: Eukaryota; Ciliophora; Oligohymenophorea; Peniculida; Parameciidae. The record is from the annotation of a GenBank genome assembly.
AUGGAGAUAUUCUUUGAUAAUAAUUAUAAAAAUAUAUUGAGAAAAUUCAAAUCACCCAUAUUUAAAAAUAAACCUCAGAAAAAUAGUAGUAUAUAUUAUUUUAUAUUAUUUAGCCCCCACCUAUAUUACUAUUCUUUUGAUAUCCCAAUAGCUGAUGUUUUAAUCUUAAGGGGCUUAAAUCUGGAAAGGAGAAUUUUCAAAUCAUUUAGGCAUAAAUUAAAAGAAAUUAUUUUAAUAAAGAGGAGCUCUCAUUCUAGAGAGUUAAAGAGAAUUAAAAUAAAUAUCAAAUAAAUUAUUACAAAAAAAAUGA